GGCAAUAGUGCGCGCUCAGCCAAGGAAAGGCCCUGCGAUGCGUGUCGCCGGCGCAAGACGCGAUGUGUCAAGGAGAAAGGCGAAGAUAAAUGUGUCCUGUGCAAAUUUCAUACUCAGGAGUGCACCUACCUACACGAGCCAGUCGCCAGGACAAGGAAACGAAAAGCUCAACCUACUGAAGAAACCGACAUGGGAAACGCAGACGACAGUCCACAUGUGCUUCGAACCAAUGUAGGAACUGGCGUGGAAGAGUACGACGAACUUCCUGGGGAAAGCUUGCUGAAGAAGACGCUUGGGCUUCAGAACAAGCAUCAUGCUUACUUUGUCGGCCUGACUGAACCUUUCUCCUUUCCUCGAUUUUCAAUCACCAAGGGAAGCUCGCAGAAGUCUACGCAGGGCGGUGUUGUCACAAUCCGAAAAGUCGAUGACUUCAAUGCUUUCACCGUCCGCGAAGACCAAGGCACCAUCGGCUAUGAUACCGAGAUGAGUCGUGUAGAUGCAAUACAGCAGCUGGUUGAGCCUUAUGGACAGGCUCUCGUCGACCUAUACUUCCGUAUCAUCCAUCCAUCGUUUCCCAUCCUCCAUAAAGGCGUUUUCCUGGAAAAGUAUGCACGCUCCUACCGCGAGUUUUCACCUGCUCUUCUGGCAGCCGUCUAUCUUCUUACAACCAACUACUGGAGGUGCUCGCCGGUCCUAGCGACAAAGCCUGCGCCAGAUGCCUGUCGUCUCUACGAGUUAGCAAUAGAGUCUUACGAUCUUACCAUUCAUCGCCCCAAGCUCUCGUCGGUCCAAGCGGGGCUGCUGAUUGCACAAUACGAAUGCUAUAGUUCGGAUAUCAUGGCCUGUGGAUCCAGAGGUAAACUUACGGCACAACUUGUUUCUAUGACACAUACCAUGGGGCUCCAUCUAGACUCAUCACGAUGGGAUCUGCCAGCUUGGGAGAUCAGCUUGCGCUGCCGUCUUGCCUGGGCUGUCUACCUGCAGGACAAAUGGGUGGCUCUGAUCGAAGGCCGGCCAGCUUUGCUUUCGGAUCGUGAUUGGAUUGUGCCUCUCUUGCAGCACAAAGACUUUCCAGAACAUGAAGAGCACAAUGAGGAAGGUAGUUCGGAAGUCGAGAACAGCCGUAUCAUCUUCAUCCAGAUGAUUGAGCUCACUCGGAUACUUUCUCAUAUUCUGGACACAAUCUUCAGCUUGCGGUCACAUCAUGCCAUGGAAACGUCACACGAUCCAGUUGGGAUCCUUUUGAGUAAAACGCAGCCCUUGCAGCGUCGACUUAGUGCCUGGUCCGAUUCAGCAAUGGAGGUACUAUCUCUGGAAAAAGCUUCGUCCAUGCGACUGACUUGUAUAGGGUACCUCAGACUUGCCCAUCUUGCUGUCGAUGUCAGUCUGCAUCGACGUAUCAUAUGCCAGUCCAUGUCUCGUGGUUCAGACCCGAACGUCGCUGCGGCGUGCCGCGUCGCUGCCAAACAGAGAUGGCUAUCUGCGCUUGAAUUCGUGGAUAGUCUGAAGGCGCGACACCUUAAGUCAUUCUGGUACUUUAGCUCGACCGCAUGCUUGACAUUGCUGAUCUCUUUUGGCAAUGUUCUUGUUGGAUCUGCCUCUGACUCGCCUGAAGAACAAUUCUAUCUCGACAAGCUAAAGGAGUUCCGAUGGACCCUAAAGAUCAAU
Molecule: messenger RNA, 1668 nt
Organism: Aureobasidium namibiae CBS 147.97
Lineage: Eukaryota; Fungi; Ascomycota; Dothideomycetes; Dothideales; Saccotheciaceae
Exons: 2
Biological process (GO): DNA-templated transcription
Cellular component (GO): nucleus
Molecular function (GO): DNA-binding transcription factor activity, RNA polymerase II-specific; zinc ion binding; DNA binding
Source: RefSeq, a predicted model, not a curated record